UAUUGGCUAAUAACUUUCGCAGAUAGGGUAAAAAUUCGCUCCUUAUAAGGCUAUAUGAAAAUACGCGAAAAAAUUAAAAAUGAAAUCAAGGUCAGUGAAGUUGCGAAGGUGAAGAAAUCAUGAUGGUGUUAUCAAACGUAAAGUCGUAUUUAGCUUCAGGAAAUUUGAACGACCUUCAAAAAGUUUCAAGUUCUUUGAGAACUACGCUGGAUAAUAAACUGAGAGAUCCCGAUUUCUCAGUUUUAUUAGAUGAAGGCGCUGUGAAACGAAACGAAGAAGCUGAAAGUUUCAUCCCAAAGGAUCAUCUGCUAGCCAUCAGCUGUAAGGAUAAUUCUAUUCGGGCUCUCAGGUCAGUGACAGACGGUGAUUGUUUAUACAGCAGUGCUUCUCUGGCUGUUUCAGUUAUGAAGAAAGAAGAUUUUGAUUUGGUUAUAUUUUUAAUAACCUCCAAUCUGCAAAAAACAUUAUUUUAGUGCUGAAUAUGAAGAAAGAAGAAUGAAGAUUUUAGUUAUUGCACUAAUAACUUUCAAUCUAUAAAAAACAUUAUGAUGGUGUUAUGCUGUCUUAUUCCUGGUUUGAUUACAACCUUGCUAAUAAAUAUUGUAAUGUAUUUUAUGUUGUCAUUUAUUCCCCCAUUUUGAUCAAUUGUUCAGAAUACUUAACGUGUAUCGUGUAUCUCAGAGAG
This is a messenger RNA of Hydractinia symbiolongicarpus, 685 nucleotides long. RefSeq lists its product as uncharacterized. Lineage: Eukaryota; Metazoa; Cnidaria; Hydrozoa; Anthoathecata; Hydractiniidae. The coding region runs from base 120 to 473 and encodes 117 amino acids. The transcript has 3 exons. The record is from RefSeq and is a predicted model, not a curated record.